Molecule: messenger RNA, 1500 nt
Organism: Trifolium pratense (red clover)
Lineage: Eukaryota; Viridiplantae; Streptophyta; Magnoliopsida; Fabales; Fabaceae
Product: spermidine synthase 2-like
Exons: 10
Coding region: 1-1500 (499 amino acids)
Biological process (GO): spermidine biosynthetic process
Cellular component (GO): cytosol
Molecular function (GO): spermidine synthase activity
Source: RefSeq, a predicted model, not a curated record
AUGGAUUCUGAACUAGUCCACCCUUCAGGUGUAAUUGGUUAUGAUGAAACUGGUUUCUCAGCACCCAAAAUCACAGUUGCAGAAGGGAAUGGAGAACCAAGAGCUGAUGAACAUCCACAAAUUCCUGGUUGGUUUGCUGAACAUUGUCCAAUAUGGCCAGGGGAAGCACACUUCUUGAAGGUAGAAAACACUUGUUUCCAAGGGAAAUCUGAAUUUCAAGAUAUGCUAGUUUUUCAGACAUCAACAUAUGGCAAGGUAUUUGUUCUUGAUGGAGCACUCCAACUCACUGAGAAAGAUGAAUGUUCUUACCAAGAAAUGAUGACUCACCUUCCUCUUUGCUCAAUCCCAAACCCAAAAAAGGUGCUGCUUUUUGGUGGAGGUGAUGGUGGCAUCCUUAGGGAAAUUUCCCGACACUCUUCUGUUGAACACAUUGACAUUUGUGAAAUUGACACUAUGCUCAUUGAUGUUUAUAAAAAAUAUUUCCCUGAUAUAGCUGUUGGAUACAAGGACCCCAGAGUCAAGCUUCAUGUUAUAGAUGGAACAAUUUUUCUGAAUUCUGUCCCAAAAGGAACUUACGAUGCAAUUAUAGUGGAUGCCUUCGACCCAAUAAGGCCUGAUCAUGAGCUAUUUGAAACUCAAUUCUUUGAAUUGAUUUCAAAAGCUCUUCGUCCCGGAGGAGUUCUAUGCAUCCAAGCUGAGAGCUUUUGGUACAAGUCGUUAGAUAUUGAACAACUUUUAAUCAAAAGCCGCCAAAUUUUCAAAGGCUCUAGUGACUAUGCAUGGACAAAUGUUCCAACAUAUCCAAGUGGGGUCAUUGGUUUCUUGCUUUGUUCCACUCAAGGUCAACAUGUGGACUUCAGAAAUCCAAUUAACCCAAUUGGUCAAGAAAAUUAUGGUGUAUCAAAGUACCCUUUGAAGUAUUACAACUCAGAGAUUCAUUCAGCUUCAUUUUGCUUGCCAUCUUUUGCCAAAAGAAAUGAAGCUAAGAGUGUUGCAAAAGGAGUUAUGAUUCAAGAGGCAGGAAGUUUGAUUGAUGGUAGAUGGCAGUGGAACUUGAUGUGGUGCAGGGAAAUGUUCCAAUGGGAGGAGGAUCAAUACAGUGAGUUAGUUGAAAUUAUCGCACCAUUCUUUCCCUUGGAUAUUAAUGACAAGUGGUUGUGGCUUGGAGAUGGAAUUCAGGGUUUUACUGUCAAAACAACAUAUCUGCAAUUGGAGAAUAUGGCAAAUAAUCGCAGGACACUAGAACCGAUCGAGGUUUUUGUUUUUAAAAGGCCCUGGGAGUGUGCUUCGCCUUCCAAGAUACGUGCUUUUGUGUGGCAACUGUUACUAAACCGUGUGCAGACCAAGGAUAAUUUAUACAAGCGAAAGAUGCUGCGAAUUGAUCAACAAACGUGUGUGAUGUGUGAACGAAAGGCUGAAACUGCAGUUCAUCUUUUCCUUCAUUGUGAUUGUGUGUCGAAGGUUUGGUAUGAAUUACGAGGUGGCUGGGUUUUACCUUGA